This is a messenger RNA of Osmia bicornis bicornis, 1039 nucleotides long. RefSeq lists its product as uncharacterized. NCBI's taxonomy places the organism in Eukaryota, Metazoa, Arthropoda, Insecta, Hymenoptera, Megachilidae. The transcript is spliced from 4 exons. The record is from RefSeq and is a predicted model, not a curated record. The coding region runs from base 275 to 904 and encodes 209 amino acids.
CGCUAACCUAGAAGAAAUUCGUAUGCCGACUGUACAUAUGAAUAUUGUAUACAUUAUCAUACUAUAUUCAUUGAGUUGGUGCAUAUGUAUAUGUUAACGCAGGCCUGAUAUUUUGUGUUUGUAUGGAUAAUAUUACUAGAUUCGAGCAAGCAAAACAGUAACACGGUUGCUGAAAGAUCGUGAUAUUCAUUUGUUGUUUAAUAUACUUUAUUAAUCAUUAAUGUAUAUAUAAUACAUAUAUGUAACAUUGUAUAAAAGUGUAACAACUCAAAUAAUGGACUUAAAAAACAUUAGCUCAAGAAUUAUAUUUUCUGAUAAUAUUAUCAGGCAGAGUUUGAAUAAACAACCAAUUGUUUCAGUUACAUUAGAUGAUGAUGAUCAAUUUUUUCAAAAGAUAAAAUCAGAUAUUGAUAGAAAUCUACUACAUACCAAAGAAAAUUACAAACCAAAUAAUUACUAUCAAGGUGCAUCACUGAAAAGGAAAAAAUGUAUAUUUGAUGAAGAAACUCAAAAUAUAAUUAAGAGAUUUAAAAAAGAGAGGAACCAUAAAAUACAUACUCUACAAACAUCAAGAGAUAUAAAUAUUCCACAAUCUAAUCAUGUUGACAACAAUAUAAAACAAAUACAUGAUAUAAUAACAAAUAUCAAUACUAAUAAAAAUAUUAUACAAGAAACAAAUAUGUUUUCUUCCAAUGUUUUAACUACAAACUUAAGAAAUCCUAAAAACUAUGUAUUUCAAAUGGCUUCAAAGUUACAAAAGAAUGUUUUGCCAUUCCCUACUGUUGAAACAACAAUUCUUAAGGAAGAAUAUGAAGAAUCUUUAUUUUUUGCAAUGUUUCUUACCCCUCCAGAUAAUAAUUCAAUUGAAGAUAAUGAAGGAUUUGAAACUUGUAGUACAAUAUAAAAUUUACUAUCAGAAAAGAAUUAAACUAAAGAUAUUUAAAGUUAUCUUAAUUUUAAACGUACAUAUUUAUUUGAUAAAAUUCAUGUUGAAUACUUUGUGACAUACUCAUAAUAAAAUUAUUAAAGUUAUGAAAUA